Messenger RNA from Lolium perenne, 1104 nucleotides. RefSeq names its product BTB/POZ and MATH domain-containing protein 2-like. NCBI's taxonomy places the organism in Eukaryota, Viridiplantae, Streptophyta, Magnoliopsida, Poales, Poaceae. Gene Ontology annotation, molecular function: protein binding. Gene Ontology annotation, biological process: protein ubiquitination. The record is from RefSeq and is a predicted model, not a curated record.
AUGGGAAACCGACCCUCAACCCAGAGCGUGGCGGCUAUUGGAAUUGGAAACCAAACCUCCUCCACGCACCGCUCACUGGCCACCGCCGGCGUUCAUCAGUUCAGUAUCAAGGGCCACUCGGUGAUCGCAGGAAGCGACGAACCCAUCACGUCCAAGCCCUUCCGGGUCGGCGGCUACGAGUGGACCAUCCGCUACUACCCCAACGGCGCCGACGCCGAGGCCGAGGCCGGCGGGCAGCACGUGUCUGUUUUCCUAUGCCAAAACAGCCCCGGCGAUGUCCCGGUCACGGCAACCUUCUCCUUCAGCUGCCUCCAACAAGAUCCGGCGUCUCCGACCUCCGCCAAGGAGAAGAACAAACUCUGCAGCUACACGGGAGAUUUCUCCUCGGAGAAGUCCGAAUGGGGUCCGGUCAAGUUCAUGAGCAAGGCGGAUCUCGCGGCGUCGGGGUGCCUCAAAGACGACUGCUUGGUCAUCAGGUGCGCCGUCGAGGUAAUCACCAAAGAGCUCACCCAUGACGAUGACCACCAACACGGCGCCGUCGUCGUUGUGCCGCCCUCCGACUUGACUCGGGAUCUCGGCUCCCUCUUGGCGAGCGGCCACGCCACGGACAUCACCGUUGAAAUCGGCGAGGCCAAGAAGUUCAGGGCGCACCGGUGCGUGCUCGCGGCCCGGUCGCCGGUCCUCCGUGCGCUCCUGUGCAGCAAGAGAAGCAGCAUCUGCAUCAAAGACGUGGACGCCGCCGCCUUCGAGAUACUGCUGCAUUACAUGUACCACGACGACCUACCGAUGCCCCUGAGGAACGCGUGCAGCAAAGGAACAACGGACAUGGCGCAGCGCGUGAUCGCCGCCGCGGAUCGAUACGGAAUGGGGAGGCUCAAGCUGAUGUGCGAGAGCAAGCUCAGCAAGAUCCUAGAUGUGGACACCGUGUGUUCCAUUCUUGACUUCGCCGAUGGAAACGAUUGCGCGCAACUUAAGAGUUGCUGCUUCGAGUACAUGUUAAAAGACCGCAAGAGGUUGAAGGACAUUGCCAAUACGCAAGGGUUCAAGAAACUAAACCAAAACUGCUUGUCCAUUGCUUGUGAAAUGCUUCUCAAAGCUCUAUAA